CUCAAUCUAUAGAUUGAUUUACUGAAAUAUUUAAGUGUUUUUGUCUUGAUACACUCAAUAUUUAUUUCAAACUUUUAUCUGACGACUUUAUACCACGACAUUUGUUUCCCAGACAGCGCGGAGCAGGGAGGACUCAUCCAGACACCUUUAGCUCGAGAAACAUUUCUACCUUAGAAUCAGACGGUCUUAUAUUAUUCCUCCGCUUUUUAUUCGUCUUGGAGACCAUCGCCAUGAAUUUCGCCGUCAAAAUGUUUCUUCUUCUGCUUGUAUCUGACGCCCGUGCAGCAAAAUUAGAGUUUUCCUACUUACGGCGCAUGUCACAGUCCUCAGCCUCGAUUCCAGACUGUACUCUACAGACCUACAUGGUCAGGUCCAAGCUGGACUGUGUCCGUCGCUGCUUCAGCCUCACGUCUUGCACCUGGUUGACCUACACGACCCUGGCACCUGAUAAAGGCUCUUGUGUGUGUCUGUCAUCAUGUGUGACAUCAUACACAGCCACCACCACCACCACGACCUCAACCACCACCACCACUACUUCUCCGGCAGCAGUUUACUUCAAGAUAUGCGGGGGCAAAAUGUACAACACAACUUCUGGUUUUUCUUGGCUCAACAAAACGUGUUCCAGCAACAGAGACUGUCCAGCGGACAAUUCCGUGUGUUACACUCCGUCAUCUACCUGUCUCUGUACACCUGGAUAUUACUAUUCAGUCCGGUGCACCUCCUGUACUCGAGAUUGUGACCCCAGUAACCUACGGAAUACUUUUGUGAAGUUCACAGGAGGAUACCUGUUAGGACAUGAUAACCGUGUGUACUCUGGAGUAACCUAUCGGAGGUGUGAAAUGAUGUGCGCCGCCGACAGCCGUUGUUUGUCAUUCGACUACCCGCCUACUACCUCCGGCUGCUACUUAAGUUACGACACGGCCCUCACAUCCAACGACUUUUAUUCAAACGCCAUGAACACCCAAGACUAUUAUCAACGGAUGUGUUUAUAAACGCGAUUGUUUACGUUUUGUAGACCCGUUAUGUCACAAUGUUGACGUCUUGUAUUACCCUUGUGACAAAUAUUUUGUAUAAUUG
Pomacea canaliculata is the source of this 1077-nucleotide messenger RNA. RefSeq lists its product as uncharacterized. Bases 231 to 992 code for a protein of 253 amino acids. The transcript has 3 exons. NCBI's taxonomy places the organism in Eukaryota, Metazoa, Mollusca, Gastropoda, Architaenioglossa, Ampullariidae. The record is from RefSeq and is a predicted model, not a curated record.